GAUAAGAAAAAAGACAAAAAUAAUGAAAAAGAGGCAGAAGAUGGGGAAGAGAAGAGAGAGCCGAUCGGUUUCUUCAAAAUGUUUACCUAUUCUUCUGGUUUUGACAAAAUACUAAUGUUUAUGGGUAUAAUAUUCUCGCUGGCAAUGGGCUCAGGACUGCCGGCCAUUACGAUCUUCAUGGGAGAAAUGACUGAUACUUUUGUUGAGUACGAGUUAUACAAUCAGUUAUACAAAUGGAAAACCGGAGACUUUUACGAAAAGAAUCUGACACAUAUACCAGAGACCAACAAAACACAAUUCCUCGACACUAAUAUUAUAUUCAGAGGGUUUCCACUCAUGGAUUUGGAAGUGAUUCAGAUUCGGCUCAAAUUGUCAAACGAUUCAUUCGCCGAAGCACUCAAUCGGACCGUAUUUUUUCAUCACAAAGACUUUGAGGACGCUUUCAUAACCGAUGCCUACUUUUGGAGUUAUAUGAUGUUAGGCAUUGGCUUAGCUUUUCUACUCUGCGGUUAUGUAAUGGUCUCGACGUUCAGCACUGCGGCCAACAAUCAGACACAACGCAUACGGAUAUUAUUCUUCAGAUCUAUUCUUAGACAAGAUAUCAGUUGGUUUGACACAAAGACAUCGGGAGAUUUCGCCACCAAAGUGACCGCUGAUUUGGAUAAAAUUCAAGAGGGAGUCGGAGAUAAGGUGGCUCUCUGUAUAUUCUCAUUCUCGUCGGUCUUAUGUUCGUUGGGAACCGCUUUCUAUUACGGAUGGGAACUAACGUUAGUUAUACUGUCCGUCACACCAGUCCUCGUCAUUUCAUUCAGUAUUAUAGCAAAGAUUCAGGCGCGCUAUUCAACCACAGAAGCGGAUUCUUAUGGCAAAGCGGGUGCUGUGGCUGAAGAAGUGUUGGGAGCCAUUAGGACUGUCUAUGCAUUCGAUGGACAGCACAAAGAGAUCCUCAGAUACGACAAGAAUUUAGAGCCGGCGAAGAAAAGCGGAGUCCGGCGGACACUAUUCACUGGUCUAGGAAUGGGAAUAAUGUGGUUAUUUAUGUAUAGCAGUUAUGGUCUGGCCUUUUGGUAUGGCGUCAAACUGAUUGUGCGAUCGGUUGAGGAGAAUAUACAUACAUAUGAAGCGAGCACUUUGUUAAUAGUAUUCACAACAGUAAUGAUGGGCACAAUGAGCAUCGGUCAGACAACACCCUAUUUCGAGGCCUUUGCUCAGGCGAGAGGUGCGGCCGCUCUUAUAUUUGAAGUGAUUGAACGCAAACCAGAGAUUGACAGCAGUUCUGAAACCGGAGAUCGGAUUAAAGACCUGAAAGGAAAGGUAGAGAUAAGGAACGCACACUUCACUUACCCCGCGAGGACUGAUGUCCCGGUACUUAACGCCGAGAAUAUAAGACUGGGUUACAGUCGAGCCAAUCAACAGGACAUAGAGUCGGCCGCAGUCGACGCCAAUGCCUUUGAUUUCAUACAACGAUUGCCUCAAAAGUUUCAGACUCUGGUCGGCGAAAGAGGAUCGCAACUGUCCGGCGGUCAGAAGCAACGGAUAGCCAUCGCCAGAGCUUUAGUGAGAAAACCAAAAAUAUUACUUCUGGACGAAUCUACCAGUGCUUUGGAUACGCAAAGCGAGUCCAUAACUGUCGACUCAAAAAUAUUACUUCUGGACGAAUCUACCAGUGCUUUGGAUACGCAAAGCGAGUCCAUAGUUCAGGCGGCACUCGAUAGGGCCAGUAUUGGGAGAACCACUUUCAUUGUCGCUCACAGACUGUCGACCAUUAGAUAUGCGGAUAAGAUAUUUGUGAUAAACGGCGGUAAAGUGGAUGAAGUGGGCAGUCAUGCGGAACUCAUGGUUACCGAAGGCUUGUAUUAUAAUUUGGUUAAAAGACAACAACAAAAAGAAGACGAGAACGAGACGAUUGAGACCGAAGCGGAUGCGACGGUAGUGACCAACGGAGUCGUUAAGCCAGAGCUCAUCCGCGCCUUCAGUGUUGAGAGCCGUCGGAGUGAAGACAUAGAUCUGCGCCGGAAAUCAAGUGUUGCCAUCAAAGAGAAGAAGGAGUCGCCCUCAUUGGUCCGAUUGUUUGGUUUAUUAAAACCGGAUAAAUAUCUCAUAUUAUUGGGAAGUGUUAUGGCAUUCCUUAUGGGUCUUACAAUACCCGCCUUUUCGUUCAUUUUUGGCGAAAUCCUCGGAACACUAUCUCAGGGCUCAACCGAUAAGAUCCAGAAGGAUGUGCUCUUGUAUUCAAUGCUUUUUGUAGCGAUGGGUAUUAUCGCAGGAAUCGCAUCAUUCUUACAAAUUUAUAUGUUUGGUCUUUGCGCUGAACGGUUAACAAUGAGACUCAGAAAAGGGGUGUUCACAGCGAUGUUGAAACAAGAGGUCGCCUGGUUUGAUGAACGCGACAACAGUACGGGUGCUCUUUGUUCUAGAUUAUCAUCAGAUGCGUCCAGCGUUCAGGGCGCCGCCGGUUCCCGAUUAUCGACUCUCUGUCAGGCGGUGUCCACUUUGGGCGCCGGUGUUGUACUGGCGCUGUACUACAGCUGGAAGUUAGGACUCGUUAUAAUCUGUUUCAUACCUUUGGUGAUCGCUUCCACUUAUUUCCAAAUGAAAAUAAUUAGCGGACAAAUCACUAAAGAUAAAAAGUCACGCGAAGACGCCUCAUCGAUUGCUGUGGAAGCCAUCAGUAGUAUCCGAACGGUUGCAUCUCUUCAUCAGGAAAACGCUUUUAUAGAUAAUUAUAGCAAUGCUUUGGAAAAACAAUUUAAAAAGUCCAAAAUCCGGGCACAUCUCAAAGGCAUAACCUUUGGUAUCGCCCAAAGUAUGGGUAACUUUUCCUAUGCUAUCGCUCUUCUCUACGGCAGUAAACUUAUUGUCGAUCAGGAACUCAAUUACGGCGAUCUCUUUAAGAGUAUGCAAGCCGUCAUAUUAGGCACAGCAACGGUUGGCCAAGCAGUGGCAUUCGCAUCGGACUACCAAACGGGCAGAGUAGCUGCCGUUCAUAUAUUCAAACUGUUGGACAGAAUGCCUAAAAUACUGGUCAAUGCUUUAACGGGAGAUAAGCCGACAAAAUGCGAGGGAAACUUUAGAUUCAAUGAUUUGCAGUUUACUUACCCGACCCGACCUAAUGUGAAGGUAUUGCGAGGCCUUAGCUUUGAUGUGCAAAAGGGACAGACAGUAGCUCUGGUGGGCUCGAGUGGUUGCGGGAAGAGUACAAUCAUUCAACUCAUACAACGAUUCUAUGACACCGACGGCGGAGAAGUUAGUUUGGAUAACAAUAAUAUCGUAAAUCUGAAUAUUCCAUGGCUUCGACGAAAGUUGGGAAUUGUAUCCCAAGAGCCGGUGCUCUUUGGCUACAGUAUAGCCGAGAAUAUCGCGUACGGAGACAACGAUCGCAAAGUGGAGUUAAAUGAGAUCAUAAGGGCUUCAGAGAAGGCAAACAUUCACUCAUUUAUAAAGUCACUGCCAAUGGGUUACGACACACCCGUCGGCGAUAAAGGGACACAACUUAGUGGCGGUCAGAAGCAGAGGAUAGCCAUCGCCCGGGCGCUGAUCCGCGACCCGGAAAUACUACUACUAGACGAGGCCACCAGUGCUCUCGACGCCGAGAGCGAAAAGGUAGUACAGGACGCUCUGGACGAGGCCCGGGAGGGCAGGACCUGUAUUGUGAUCGCUCACAGACUGUCGACUAUACACAACGCCGACAAAAUAGUUGUCGUCAAUAAAGGAAAGGUUCAACUUAACAGACUGUCGACUAUACACAACGCCGACAAAAUAGUUGUCGUCAAUAAAGGAAAGGUUGUCGAAGAGGGCAGUCAUCACGAGUUGAUCGCCAAAAGAGGCGCUUAUUAUGACUUAUAUAACGUCCAAAGUUCUGUCCAUUAA
Molecule: messenger RNA, 3870 nt
Organism: Medioppia subpectinata
Lineage: Eukaryota; Metazoa; Arthropoda; Arachnida; Sarcoptiformes; Oppiidae
Source: the annotation of a GenBank genome assembly